Planococcus citri (citrus mealybug) is the source of this 2329-nucleotide messenger RNA. RefSeq lists its product as uncharacterized. NCBI's taxonomy places the organism in Eukaryota, Metazoa, Arthropoda, Insecta, Hemiptera, Pseudococcidae. The transcript is spliced from 2 exons. The record is from RefSeq and is a predicted model, not a curated record. The coding region runs from base 246 to 2096 and encodes 616 amino acids.
GAUUAUCACUCGCAUAGUUGAAUUUACGAUCGUUCUCCUUACUUUAAAUAUUUCUCAGUGAAUUAAAGUUUUAUUCUAGUGAGUAAUGAUUAAUAAUUUAAAAAUUUCUUGUCGCGGGUAAUUUGAUACUAUUGAAGAAUGGAUUUGUCAUUGAUUUUCGAUAGGCUGUAAAGACGUUAAACUGGUUGAAAAGUUGUACGAAACAUUGGUUUGGGUUGAAAUAGUGUCUUGAUCGAGAGGUGCAAAUGGCUGAAAUCACUUCUGACGUCUAUGAUCUUUACAAUCCUUCUCCAGUAUCGUUAAAACAGCUAUCAGUGAUGGUCGUUAGCCUCGAAAUAUGGCGCUGCGAAAUAAAUAAAUACCGUUCGAGCAAUACAUUGAAAGAGUUUCGUCCAUCUGGUAAACUUAUCUCAUUGAAAACUGUACUAAUUCCCGAUUUACCAUCGAGAAUUUAUCCUAUGAUUGAUAAAUAUGUCAAAAUAUUUGGAGAUUCGAUGAAAGGCUGGCUAUGGAGACAUCAUCAAGCAGUAUGUAAAUUUCAAUACGACCACGAAACCUGUGUAUUGGAAUACUUCGAAGAUUUUGUAUGCGAUUAUAAUGGGGCCAUUCAUUACGAGAGGACUGCCGAACGUAUGAUGCAUUGUGAUCGAUUUGAUGUGCAUCAAAAGUUCUUAAUUGCUUGUACGUAUUGUUUCAAAGACGAUAUCAUACGAAUUUGGCCAUUUGGAUUGAAAAAGACAGACUCGCUGUAUAAAAGAUAUUCUGAAAAUCCGCAAUUCGUGUAUUGGAUUAAAUUUCUCGAAAAUGAUAUCAAGAUAACCGAACCUCCUAUCGAAGAAUGUAUGUUUGAUGAAUUCAUGUUUCACAACAGAUCAUCUUUGGAAUAUUUCUGGAAUCUUAUCCCAUCGGAAAAUCGUCUGCGGAAAGCUAUCGAUCUUUUUAUCGCUGAUUUACCUUCGUUUGUUCGAUUCAUUUUGCCAAAAUUAGAUGAUCAACAGCUCAAUGAAUUUCUUCAUAAAAAUGGCUGCGAAUUGUUAUACGCUUUGUUGAAAAAUUCUCGUUAUGAUGAAGAAGUCAUUUUAUCGACGUGGAUUUACGUUAAAAACAUGAUGACCGAGAUUGCUUUUACAAAUCUGAUCAUGAAAAUGGUGAAAAGUGAGGUAAGGGGAAGCUGUGUGAGUUCCGAAUUAGAUCAAGAUAACUAUGAUUAUGAUUGGCCAGACGAAUAUUGUAUCGAUAAUAGACGCGAUCUUGACAGUUUUGUUCAGUUAUGUUUUGAAAUAUGGGAUACUGCUGGUGAAAAUUUGAAACUUUCGGCUGUCAGAGACAUUACAUCGAAUAAUAGAUUAUUUGAAGAAAUAUAUAUCUUCUCCAUUGAGUAUCCACCAAUCUCGAGAGAAUGUAAGUUCUUAUUGGGUGUCCUUUCUCACGCCACCUACGAGCAGAGGUACGCUUUCUGGCAUAAUUGUUGGCAAUAUUUGAUGACUAAAACAUGGGUCGAAGAUUUAGAUAAAAUAAUGCGGCUAUGUUUACGAAACGACGAUGAGAUAACUCAAUUCAAGAAAAACAUCAUGGCCAAUGACGGAAAGGUGAUUUUUUAUUGUAGUGGUUUACUAAUCUUGACGUAUUUUGACGAAUUGAAUCAAUUCGCGAGAUUUUUAUUACCGGAAAUGCAUGCAGCCAGGAAGUUUAAACAGAAAAUGCUACUGUUAGCUUUGCUCAAUGAUCGAUUUGGUGAUUCUUGCAUUAGGAUCGUCAAGAAACCAAAAGAGUUCGAUGAAUUUAUUAAAGAUGCUUAUGACAAUGACGAUCUGCGUACAGUCUUUAAAGAUAUGCUAAUGUCGUCACCUUCAGUCCAAAGGAGAUUAUCAAUCGAUGCUUUAUCUGUGCCUAUAGAACAGCUUAUUGAGUUUAUUGACACUUUUGUCUCUGAUGAGCGAAUUCUUCUUGAGGUUAAAAAUCGUAUGAUUGAGUUUUUAAAGACAGAUGCAGCUGGAUUUAAAGGUGUGGUACCGAAAUCUUCGUUCACUUCUCUUUUAUCAUGGUGUUUGGAAGGUAAUGAGGAAGUUUCAAAAUUUGAGCUGAGCUAUUUAUGAUGUAUACUUGGUUUUGAUGGAAUAAUUUGAAAAUCACACCUAUGUUGAACGAUUUCUUCGUAAAAUUCGUGUUCGGGGAUGAUCUUGUGGAGCCAAAUUUUCACAUUCUGAUUAUGUCUUUAUUGUUUUGUUGUUUUUUUUAAUGUAUAAUUUCAUUUUAUUCUUGAAUCCAUAUUUUAUAUCUACGAGCAUUAUAUUUUAAUCAUGUAAAUUUGUAAUUAAUUACAAUCAAC